Messenger RNA from Diatraea saccharalis (sugarcane borer), 606 nucleotides. The record is from the annotation of a GenBank genome assembly. Lineage: Eukaryota; Metazoa; Arthropoda; Insecta; Lepidoptera; Crambidae.
AUGCUAAAGACGGAAAAUAAAAUAAUUUUCACUAAUGAAAUUCAACCCAUAAACCUGGCCAAAAAUGUUGAUCUAAACAAUUCCGACCUUAUGCUACCAGGAUGGGGGACGUUAAGAACGACGAUGUUCAUUCCAGAUCUUCCUAGUAAAUUGCAGGAGCUGAAAGUAACAUAUGUGCCAUUUGAAAAAUGCAAUGAACAAAUUGAGCAACUAUUAGAAAAAAAUGAAGAAAAUCCUUUAAAUAAGGAUGUCAAUAUAUGUACUGGUCCAUUAGGCGGCGGCAAAGCUGCUUGCAAUGGUGAUUCAGGUGGACCAUUAGUGCUACGUACAGUAAAAUCAGCUAAAAACAACAGCAUAAACCUUACGCAUUCAGAUGACAAACUAAAUAUAGACAAUGUUGGUGACAAAAAUAGGGAUAAUGAUUCAGCUAAAGAAUAUAAGAAACAUGGCAAAGAAAAGAAAACUAAAGAAAAUAAUGAUUUUAUUCCUAUUGUAGUAGGAAUAGUUUCUUGGGGUAUCUCUCCUUGUGGGGAAAAAGGUGCUCCUACAGUUUAUACGAAUGUAUCUCGAUAUAUGGACUUUGUUAAUAAAUACAUAAACGAGUAA